ACUGGUUACAUAGGGAACUCUUGAGGGAGCGUUCACUGUUCAGUGCAUAUAUGCACAUACUACUCGGUCAUUUUGGGAUCUUUCCUGCAAAAAAGCAAACCAAACCAUGAAUCCCCACCAAAAUGUUGCUUAUAGCAACACUUCACGGUUAGCAGUGACGGGGACUCGGGAACGAGUUAGCCGGUUCAGUGACCAUCCACCGACUAGAGUGCCUGGAGACUUCAGAGAAAACGUGGUGCACAUGCCAAUGAGACCCGAGCCCAAUACUAAAAGCACAUCUGUUAAAAUGAUGGCAGCCCAAUCUCAGACUAGACCAGUGAAAGCCACUCCUGGUAAAUGGAAGUCUUCAUUCAAACCGAUCGAUGGGGAAGACCCUGAAGAUGAAUCACAGACGCAAAGCACGAAAGAAAGGAUUGAAAUUUACGACCCCUUUGACCCACCGAUGGAAGACUUGCCCAAUGCCACCUUAGGGGACAUUAGCUGCGACUCCCCACCUGGGGAUGAAAACUCGCCCGAGAAGGAUGACAACGUUGAGUGGCAAAGUUCCCCGCCCGAGAAGGAUGACAACCUUGAGUGGCAAAGUUCCCCGUCCGAGGAGGAUGACAACGUUGAGUGGCAACCUUCCCCGUCCGAGCAAGAUGACAACGUUGAGUGGCAACGUUCCCCGCCCGAGCAGGAUGACAAUCUUGAGUGGCAACGUUCCCCGCCCGAGCAGGAUGACAAUCUUGCGUGGCAACGUUCCCCGCCCAAGCAGGAUGAGUGGCAACCUAUGUCUCCGGAUAGAAGAGGCCGCAACAUUCCCCCGUGGAUGUUGGACCGAGCCUUGGACAUACACGACUUCAGCUUUGAGAGAAGACGCAACGAAAAUCCAAGUCACCUUCGGCUGGCUGAGCAACAGUCCUACAGCCCAGACUUGAAAUCAAUUGAGCGUCGGAGUUAUGAAUCUACUCGACUAUCUUUCAGCCCUGACAGGCGUUUGGAUGGCUCAUCUAGUCAACGGUAUUCUGCGUCUUACACGGAAGAGAGGAUCAACGGAAAGGAAGAGAUGACCGGGGCUGAGUACAGAACCCCGAUGAUCCCACGAGUUCGAUUAUCCUCGCCCAGGUUGGAGCGGGACUAUAAAAUUAAGGAGCCCGAUGAAGCAGAACCGGAGCGCAGGCCACCGACGACGAGGAUAAAAAGGAAAAGGAGAAGAUCUGUCCAAAUGGAUCAGAUAACCAUCAACUGUGACCUGUGUGACAUUGAACUAAGCAACGGGGAGGAGCUGGACAAACAUUUGCAAAGUAAAAUUCACUGGGACACCAUGGUGCACAUCCAGGAGCAGAAUAACUACGAUGACCUGACCAUUGCCUUUCUGCAGGACGUCAUGGUGUAUAAAAGCAUCAAAUGCAGCCGAGCCAUUGAACACUGUGCUCUUCAAGUUCUACAGGAGAAGGACCACAUGACAAAGGUGUCAUUGUUCCAUUGCGCGGCGUGCCAGGUGCUGGUGUCCACGGCAGAAGUGGCCGUGCAGAAUCACAUUACCUCUAUGGAACACCUCUCCAACACCAAAGAAUUUGACGCGCAACGGAGACAGGCUUCACUCAACAAAGCAGAUACCAUCAUGAAAGAGUUGCAGCCUCAGUUUGAAAAUUUCAUCAAGGGUUUCAGCCACUUUGAUUGAAAGCAGCCCUCAAAAGAUGAACUUGGUGCUAUCUGCCACAAGCGAACAAACUUUGCCACCUUCAAAACCACAUAUGCGGUCUUUUACUCGCUUUUGCACCUUUUAAGGCCCCCCCAAUGCGCUUUGCAGCGGUGACGCAGAAUCAGGAGCAACUUCGGGCUCAUUAUUUUGCUCAAGGAUACUUGGACAUGGUCCGGGGAACGUCGACCGCUCUAUCACCGAGCCGUGCCACAGAACUUUAGAGGUUAAUCAACAGAUUCGUUUUGCUCGUCACUUCUUGUCUGCCCGAGCCAAACUUCAUGAGUAAAGGUACCAGCGAGGAGGGAAAAGCAACGUGUACAUUUUUUAAAUUUUUUUAUUUAGACCACAGAUGUUUUCAGUCCUGUAUUUGUGAUACUGUACAUUUCAAAAUUAAUUUAGAAACUGUAUAUUUCAUCAUUAAAUAGUAUAGACAAUG
Syngnathus acus (greater pipefish) is the source of this 2120-nucleotide messenger RNA. RefSeq lists its product as uncharacterized. Bases 107 to 1663 code for a protein of 518 amino acids. The record is from RefSeq and is a predicted model, not a curated record. Gene Ontology annotation, molecular function: DNA binding. The transcript has 11 exons. Lineage: Eukaryota; Metazoa; Chordata; Actinopteri; Syngnathiformes; Syngnathidae. Gene Ontology annotation, cellular component: nucleus.